GAGCCAGCACGCGUAACAGGUCAGCUUUGAUGACUAUCAAUAUGCUUGCUAUUUGUACGGCUUGUCCUAAGGAUUUGGCUUGUCCCGAGUCCCGCGAUGGUGCAGUGCCUGAGGCCCUGAAGUGGCCAGUCCCUCCCUACCCUCUCCCCGCGCCACGUUAUGCAGCGCCAUGCCCAACGCUAGCGACCGAUUGCAUUCCCCAGUUUCGGAACUUAGCUUGUCGCACCACGCCACACGGCGCACGCUAGAGUAGCACACAGAAAGUAUAUAAUAACCGUCAGUCGAGUCAUGCGUGGUCAUACGACACGCAUAUGGCGUCACUAGACGAGUAGGCGCGAUUUGGGGUUUUGAUUGCUAGAGUAGGUAACCCAUAUGCCAUAAACGACCGGCUUGGCCUGACGUUAUAAGCGCCUGGCCUUGCCGCGCGCUAGGCGCUUAACGCGAUGGCGUUGCGUUUCUUGACAGCGUCGUUGCGCGCCAGCAUCGAUGAUGGCUUAUUUCAGGCGCUUUGGAGGAAGAAAGUAUGGAGGCUUAUGGUUUUCCUGCUGCUAUACUCCGUUGGCCUGGCCAUCAUGUUCCCCAUCACGCCCACCCUGGUGACCAACGGCUUCGCCUCGCUGGCUGCGGGCCGCAGCAUGGACUGCAGCGCCUAUCCGCCGCACGCCUCGCCGCCCGAGUGCGUGGACGCCCAUUCCACAGCUGUCACAUGGAUGAGCUGGACAAACUUCGUGUCCUCCAGCCUGCUGACGUUCCUGUGCGCGCCCUACGUGGGCGCGCUGUCGGACCGGCUGGGCCGCAAGCCGUUCAUGCUGGUGGGCGUCAGCCUCACCUUCCUGCCGCUAGCGGUGCUACAGGCCUUCCUGCACGACCUGCUGCCCGUAUACUGGUACUACCCCGCCUCCGCCGUGGGAGGUGUGGUGUCGUCCUUCACCAUGACGCUGACGGCGGUGGCGGACCUGCUGGAGCAGCGGCACAGGGCUACGGCGGUGGGCUACCUCACCUCCUGCUUCAGCGUGGGCAUGCUGGUGGGGCCCCUCCUGGGCGGCUACAUGUCCUGCAGGGCAGCCAUGUGGACAUGCAUCGCCAGCACCGCCAUCACACUCGUUUACGUCGCCAUAUUCGUUCCCGAGUGCGCGCCGGAGCCGCUGGCGCGGCGCGCGGCGCGCAAGGCGGCGGCUGAAGCUGCUAAGCGGGCGCGGGCGGCGGGGGCGCAAGCGGCGGCUGGCGCCGCCGCUGGCAGCCUUGCGAUGGGGCAGGCGGAGGAUGAGCAGGUCGAGUCGGCGGAGGCGGGGCGGCCACGGGACGCGGCGGGGCGCAGCUUAUCGCGCGCAUGGGCGGAGCAGGAGGCGCAGCAGGAGCAGGCGGCUGAGGAAGAGGCGGUAGCAGAGACGGUGUCGCUGCUGUCGGCACAGCAGCACAUGAUGGGCGGCGCUGUGGCGGCAGCGCCGGGCGCGGUAGCCGCACCGCCUGCGGGUGAGUGUGUGUAUGGCUGCCCUGCUGACGGCGCGGGGCACCACUCACACCACCGCGGCGGCGAUGGUGGCUUCAGCACCAGUAGUAAGCAUGACGUCGUGCACGGACACCACGGGUACGACGACUCUGCAGCGCCGCCCACGCUUUCCGCCAGCGCUAAGGCCGGCGCUGGCGACGCCAGCACUAGCAGCCGUGUCAGCGGCAGCAGCAGCAAAGGCGCCAGCAGCAGAUCGCCACUGAGCGGCAUGGCGGCGGGCUGGUCGGUCAUCCGCGGCAGCAGCUUCUACCGCCGCAUCGCGCUGAUCUGGGUGGUGGUGUCCAUGACGUGGGAAGGUGCCGGCGAGCUGCUGAUGCAGUACCUGCAGCUGCGCCUGGGCUUCAACACGCAGGACCAGGCCCACGUGCUGGUGGUGCUGGCCUCGGGCGGCUUGAUGGUGAAGCUGGGCCUGCUGGCGCUGCUGGUCCGCUGGCUGGGCGAGCGGCGGCUGCUGGCCUUUGGGCUGCUGGCGUACGCGUGCGAGUGCUUGGCGCUGUCCGCGGCCCACACCAAGCCGCUGGGCCUGGCGGCGGUGAGCAUAGGCAGCCUGGCGAGUGUGUGCUGGCCGGCGCUGGUGGCGCUGCAGACGUCGGGCGUGGCCCCGGGCCAGCAGGGCGCCGUGUUCGGUGCACUGCAGGCCAUCAGCUCCAUGGCAUCGGGUCUGGGGCCGCUGCUGUUUGCCGCCGUAUUCCGAGCCGUUACCAGGACCGACUCAACUCUGCCCAAGAUGCCCGGCGUGGUGUGGUUGAUGGCGGCGGCAAUGACGGCCGUGGCGAUCGGCCUCACGCUAUCGCUGCCACAGCCGGCGGCGGGCACAGGCGGGACAGACGCAUCGCACUCACACAAGAGCCGGGGCGGGCAGGAGGGCGACGUGGAGGCCGAACAGCCAGUAGUCGUGGUGACGGCGGCGGCCGCCGCGGCAGGGGAGCGUGAUGGUGAUGGUAUCCGUGAGCCUUUGUUAUCCCACUGAGGGCAGCGCGUGGGCUGCCAGGCUGACAAUUUAAUUUGAGAGCCAUGGGCACGUGUUAGGCCCUGCUUACAGCUGCUUAGGAGCCUAAGAGCGUGGAGCGUGGCCGGUUGGUCAGGGCUGCAAGGCAAGGCGAUUGCAAGCGUUGUCAAAGGGGACCAGUUGUCUGCAUGCCAGCUGCACGGUUGACGUGCUGGGCGGCAUUGCGCCGUUAGGGACAUGGCAAAGGAAGCAAGUGGCUGAUAUAGUUGAGUCCCGAGGAACAAGUUGCACCCAGCCCAGGCAUUGACGUUGAUGGAAAGACAUCGCUCACGCCAAAGACUGCCCGGCCCCUUCAACAUUACAAGCAACGCGUUACCGUGACCCAGAGCUGCUGCGUAGUGCUGGGCGGGAUUGCGGGACAGGAGUCACGGUCUCACGGAAGUACACGGAGCACUACGGUUGAUUGAACAGGUGCAGGGAUGUCCUGGCGCGCAGGGGUGCUGAGGCCUGAGGCGCGGGCAAAGGAGAACUGACAGCUGGGGUGCUGGCCAUUAAAGCCGCAAGUUCGGAGUGUCAGUCGCCAGGUGGCAGAAUCCACGUUUCCACGAUGGCCAGCCCGGGACAUGGACGCCCCUGAAUAUAGGCCAGUCUGAGUGCGCGUGUGUUCCAAAACUCCAGGGCCGCUGGCAAGGUCCUGUACACA
Chlamydomonas reinhardtii is the source of this 3162-nucleotide messenger RNA. RefSeq lists its product as uncharacterized. Gene Ontology annotation, biological process: transmembrane transport. The transcript has 8 exons. Gene Ontology annotation, cellular component: membrane. The record is from RefSeq and is a predicted model, not a curated record. Lineage: Eukaryota; Viridiplantae; Chlorophyta; Chlorophyceae; Chlamydomonadales; Chlamydomonadaceae. Bases 444 to 2480 code for a protein of 678 amino acids. Gene Ontology annotation, molecular function: transmembrane transporter activity.